AUGACUAUGGGUAGUUUUUCAAAAACCAAGAGUCAUUUCCACAUCCGAUCAAUUAGUUUGCCUUGCAGAUCACACCCUAGCACGGUUAGAAUUGAGGAGGAGCUGAACAAGAUCAAGACAUGGGAAUCAUCGUCUACACCAACUGCAGAGGCAAUUAGCAAUGGUCUAUCAAGAUUGGAAGACUUGAACAAGUGCAUGCAAGAUCUUCUCAACUUGCCACUUACCCAACAAGCCCUCUCUCACCACCACCAUGAGAAAUGGAUCGGUGACUUGCAAGAUGGAUUCGUGAGCCUUUUGGAUAUUUGUGGCACUGAAAGGGAUGUCAUGACACAAAUCAAGGAACAUGUUAGAGAUCUUCAAUCCGCUCUCAGAAGGAGAAAAGGAGAUUCAAGCAUUGAAAUCAGCAUUGCUAAAUACACUUGCUUUAGGAAGAACACCAAGAAGGAUGCCAAGAAGUUGAUUGCAGUGAUGAAGCAUAUGGACAACAAAAUUGAGGCCACACCACUGCUAGAGCUAGAUCAGCACAUCUCAUCACUGAUUAAAGCACUGAGAGAAGUUGUUGCAGCUAGCAUCUCUAUACUCCAUUCAGUUCUCUUGUUCUUGUCCAUGCCUAUUUUGAAAUCAAAGUCAACAAGGUGGUCACUGGUUUCAAAAUUGGUCCAGAAAGGGGAGGUGGCUUGUGAAAAUCAGGAGAAUGUGAAUGAGUUGGAAAGUGUAGAUGUUGCAUUGCACAGCUUAUGCAGAAGUGAUUCAAAUGAAGGGGAUAAGAUGCAAAGUGCACAGAACAGCCUCAAGUCUUUGGAGACUAGAAUUGAAGAUGUUGAGAAUGUUUUGGAGUGCUUGUUUAGGCGGUUCGUUAAAGCAAGGGCCACUCUUCUAAACAUAGUCUCUCACCAAUUGUGA
Camellia sinensis is the source of this 903-nucleotide messenger RNA. RefSeq lists its product as uncharacterized. Gene Ontology annotation, biological process: root development; shoot system development. The record is from RefSeq and is a predicted model, not a curated record. NCBI's taxonomy places the organism in Eukaryota, Viridiplantae, Streptophyta, Magnoliopsida, Ericales, Theaceae.